Molecule: messenger RNA, 789 nt
Organism: Laetiporus sulphureus 93-53
Lineage: Eukaryota; Fungi; Basidiomycota; Agaricomycetes; Polyporales; Laetiporaceae
Exons: 2
Coding region: 1-789 (262 amino acids)
Source: RefSeq, a predicted model, not a curated record
AUGUUCACCACGUGUUGGGACGAGUCGAGGGCUGCCUGCAUUCCAAAGGUCCAAUGCAGCACCGUGCGUUUGACCCGCAACUUACCCUGGCCUAUGGGCUAUACAGCCGCCAUUUCCAAAGUCCUAGACGAUGCCUCCGUGCCUAAUUUCAUCUGGGGCGACGUUUUGAACGCGAUUUGGGGCAGUGCUAUCUUGCCAGUUUCUUUAGGAUACAUAGUUCCGCGCGACGCGCUGGAAACUGCAAUAUCUGCCAUUGAGAAAGCAGGUCUACCCCGUUGUUCGUGCGAGGAGUCACUGCACCAUGCACAACCUGAUAACGUACUAUCGCUCCCGGUGCACUUCUCAGUCCCCACAUUCUGCGGAGUCGACCUCGUGUACCUCUGCACCCACGACCUAUUUAUCGACCUCAUACCGCUCACGCCUCGCCAUCCCAACCCAGCGGGACUGGAAUGCAUCCAAGCCAAGGUCAAUUUCCGCAACCCGGACUUUCGCCUAGAGGGCGAAGAGGACGAUAUGCAUGUUUUGAAUGUGCUGACAGGGCCAAGUCUCAAGGCUCUACUUCUCCUCCUUGCCGCGCUCUCUCCAGACAACCGCCGCGGCUUCAUUUUUACGUUUGAGUAUACUUUAUGGAUGCUCCACCAGGACGGGAAGACGUUGGAGAACCCCAAAUCACAUAGCCUUGAGGGCUACUGGGUGUUCAUGUGUAACGUGAUGGACGGGAUUCUUACGGAUAGGGUUUUGGCUGUACAGCAAGUGGAGGCCGAAUGGCGUGAGAAGCUAAGACUGUAA